AUGGAGCAUAUCAUAAACAAGAUCGAUAAAGAUAGCCUCAAGCCUGGAGAUCAUAUCUAUGCUUACAGAAAAUUGCACACCUACUCCCACCAUGGUAUCUUCAUUGGGGGAGAUAGAGUGAUUCACUAUAACAGAACAAAAGACGGAAACACAUCGCAACGAGCUAAACCAUCCAAGAACUGCGGGGUUGACAAAAACCACCUCCGAGGAGUUGUCAAGUCCUGCGUCGACUGCUUCCUCAAACACCACACCCUCCGCCGCUUCCAAUAUGGCGUUGGUUACGGCCGCUACCUCACCAACUGGCCAGGUACGAACAAUGGGUUCGGGGACUACAACUUGUUUGAGAACAACUGCGAGGCGUUUGCAAUGUUCUGCAAGACGGAGAAGCGCGUGAGCGACCAGGCGUGCUCCGCCAUGUUGUUGAUCAAGGCUAGUGUGAAGGUGGCGAUGGAUAGGCUUCUUCGUGAAUCGUGA
Rosa rugosa (rugosa rose) is the source of this 474-nucleotide messenger RNA. RefSeq names its product protein LEAD-SENSITIVE 1-like. Lineage: Eukaryota; Viridiplantae; Streptophyta; Magnoliopsida; Rosales; Rosaceae. The transcript is spliced from 3 exons. Bases 1 to 474 code for a protein of 157 amino acids. The record is from RefSeq and is a predicted model, not a curated record.